Molecule: messenger RNA, 1445 nt
Organism: Phragmites australis (common reed)
Lineage: Eukaryota; Viridiplantae; Streptophyta; Magnoliopsida; Poales; Poaceae
Product: putative glucose-6-phosphate 1-epimerase
Exons: 9
Coding region: 100-1047 (315 amino acids)
Biological process (GO): carbohydrate metabolic process
Molecular function (GO): isomerase activity; carbohydrate binding
Source: RefSeq, a predicted model, not a curated record
UUCUUCUCCGGGUUCGACUUCCUCUUCAUUUACGGCGAGUCGUCUGGCGAGGCGGCGACGGAAGUGCGAUCCAGCCCUCCCUCGCCGUUGGCUACCGGAAUGGCCGGGACGGCCUCCGUGGAGCGCGUGAGGGACCGCGCCACCGGCCUCGAGAAGUUCGUCCUCCGCGAGGCCCGAGGCAGCUCCGUCGAGGUAUAUUUAUACGGAGGCCAAGUGACGUUUUGGAAAAAUAACUCUGGUCAACAACUGCUUUUCGUCAGUAACAAGGCUUAUUUUAAACCGCCAAAAGCAAUUCGUGGUGGCAUCCAAGUUUGCUUCCCUCAAUUAGGUAACCAUGGAGUUCUUGAACAGCAUGGAUUUGCAAGGAACCGAUUUUGGAGCGUUGAUGAAAGUCCUCCUCCUUUUCCAGUUGCUACUUCUAACUGUCAUAUCAACUUGAUACUCAAGCCGUCUCAAGAGGAUUGUAAAGUCUGGCCACAUAGUUAUGAAUUUCGUCUGAGAGUUGCUCUUAGUCCAAGGGGAGAUCUUAUUCUCACAUCUCGAAUAAAAAAUACCAACUCAGAUGGCAAGCCGUUCCAAUUUACAUUUGCAUAUCAUACAUACUUUUCAGUAUCUGAUAUCAGUGAAGUGCGGGUUGAAGGUUUGGAGACCUUGGACUAUUUUGACAACCUGCAAUCUAAGACUCGUUGUACUGAACAAGGAGAUGCAGUUGUAUUCGAGUCUGAAGUGGACAAGGUAUAUUUGAGUGCUCCACCGAAGAUUGUGAUCAUUGACCACGAGAAGAAAAGAACAUUUGUUUUGAGGAAAGACGGACUUCCUGAUGUCGUUGUUUGGAACCCUUGGGACAAGAAGGCCAAAGCAAUGAAGGAUUUCGGAGAUGAGGAGUACAAAAACAUGCUAUGUGUAGGGGCUGCAGCUAUUGAGAAGCCAGUUACUUUAAGGCCUGGUGAAGAGUGGCAAGGAAGGCAGGAAAUUUCUGCCGUGCCAUCCAGUUACAGCAGUGGACAAUUGGAUCCUGAAUUAAUUUGUCGGAUGCAAACAAUCUAAGUUUCUCUAUUAUUGCCUCCUAUGAAGACUCGUGGCGCCAUAUAAUUUGAUAAUUUGGAUUUUGUCUGUGGACUUUCAAGCUUUUUUGCUUUCUUUUCCAAUUCCAAUGUAGCGUGUGGUUUUUCUGGAGCAACAUUGGAAUUGAAAAUACCACCCGGUUAAUAUUAGAAAAGAUGGACAAUUUUCACCCUUACUUGGUAGCAGAGGUAUCAUUCGUAACAAAUAUCCUAUACCAUAUGAUUGUAUUGUAUUAUAAAAAGGAGCCCGAGUUGGUGCUGCGUGGCAAACAAAAAAUUGUAUGAUAUUAAUUGAAUUGUAUUGUAUAUUGUAUGCGUCACACAUUCCUUUCAGUGUUAUCUGGGGAAAAUGGGUCAUAGAGCUGCUGUAUUCAGACUUUG